ACUUGUACCAAAUCUCGAAACCAUGAGGUUGUUCGUGAAGCCUACUCUGUAUGGAGUAUGUAGGGAGGUAUGUGGAAGACGUCAACACAGGGGACGAAGAACGCGUCAAAAGAAAACGGACUGUCUGACAAAGAUGUCUAUCCCCGUAUCGGCCCCAUCUUUCCGUUAAAUUCACCCGCACGGUGACCGUCAGACAAAAAUCAAUCAUUCUGUCUCCCCAACGUCAAACAACACCACCCCGGUCAAUGAUAGCAAGGCAUCUACGGAGAAAACCACUGUGCUGUUCCCAAAUAAGGAGUUGUUGUUUUUUUUUUCAUUUCGUUCCCCUUGCCACACUCCCUCCCUACCAAUACAUACAUGACGGAUCACAAACUGGUCAAGAUCCAACGCCUCAUUUCUUAUUCUUCUGGACUCUCUCUGGCACUGUCCCUGCUCCCUUCCAAACACCAUCACCAUGUCCCAUUCACCUUCAGCGUCUGUCUGGUCCCCAUCACCACAAACACCACCCAAACCCUACCCCCAAUUCAUACUCUUCGGAGACUCCAUCACUCAAAUGAGCACCGCGGGGCUCCUCUGCCCCUUGUCCGAACGAUACAACCGACGCAUGGACGUCCUCAACCGGGGCAUGUCGGGGUACACGUCCCGGAUGGGUCUGGACGUGUUGAGGCAUUGGUUCCCAUCACGACCCCCGUCCGACAACCUCACUCCCCAAGUGAAGUUGAUGACCUUGUUCUUUGGGGCCAACGAUGCCACCUUGCCCGGUUGCCCUCAACACGUCCCGCUGCACGCCUACACGGGUUACCUCCGAGACAUCGUCAACCACCCGGGGAUCGCCUCCCACGACACCAAAAUCAUCCUCGUCACCCCUCCGCCCGUGGACGAGUGGCAGCUCGGCGACCAAGAGCGAACGGCCUCCAACACCCGAGCCUACGCCGCCGCCUGUCGACAACUCGGUCGCGAUUUGGGUCUCCCCACGCUCGACCUGUGGACCAUGUUCAUGACCAAAGCCGGCUGGCGAGAGGACGACGACGAUCGCCAAAAAAAGCCCCUGAUAGGGAGCAAAGCCGCGCCUCGCAACCAGGUCCUCGCCGACCUCUUGUCGGAUGGGUUGCAUUUCACCCCGGCGGCUUACCAGAUCGUGUUUGAUGCCCUGCUCGAGCUCAUCCAAACCCACCUGCCCGACUAUGUGCCCGACAAAUUGCCCUUUGUCUAUCCGGACUGGAAGGACCAGCUUGGAGUGGUUUCCGCUUUACCCUAAUCCAUAGAACCCGUAGUCUAAAAAUAUCUAAGUCUACAUGUAGGUGCGAACGAGAUUUCGUCGACUCCCAGACCACACAUAGCUCGUCUGCAGAACGACAACUUUGAUACGAUCCAGACAGAAUCUAUUUUGAACAUGGUAACUAUGAUUUGGUUACGAGAAUAGAGUCCCGACGAGCAUGUAUAAGAACACAGGGACCAUGGCGUAAUUGAUAUUAACACAUGUAAGCUUAGGCUCUACGCUACAAAUACGUUACGUGGGAAGUUUCCGGAUUGAAAA
This is a messenger RNA of Exophiala oligosperma, 1537 nucleotides long. RefSeq lists its product as uncharacterized. The transcript has a single exon. NCBI's taxonomy places the organism in Eukaryota, Fungi, Ascomycota, Eurotiomycetes, Chaetothyriales, Herpotrichiellaceae. Bases 455 to 1258 code for a protein of 267 amino acids. The record is from RefSeq and is a predicted model, not a curated record.